Messenger RNA from Cotesia congregata, 1769 nucleotides. NCBI's taxonomy places the organism in Eukaryota, Metazoa, Arthropoda, Insecta, Hymenoptera, Braconidae. The record is from the annotation of a GenBank genome assembly.
UUAAAGUACAUUAUUAACCAUAAUUAUAAUUAUCGAGUCGUACGUGAUAAAGUUUGUCACAAAUAACGCAGUAUCGCCGAGUGCUAAUGCGUGGCAUUUCAGAAAGUUCUCCAAGUCGCACAAUGGCCGAUGACUUGGACGUCGAAGCGAUGCUGGAGGCUCCCUACCGAAAAGGGGAGCAGGACUCCUCAUCCAAAGACAGGUCCAAGGAAAAUGGGUCAAGCAGAACAUCAUCUCGGAAAAACAAGCACAGAUCGAAGUCGCGCUCCCGGUCGAGGGACCGGCGAGACCGCCGCGAUCGAGAAAAAGAUCGGGACAGGACCAAGGACCGGGACCGAGAUCGUGACCGCGACAGAGACAGAGACAGGGACAGAGAUCGCGAGCGAGAGCGCGAACGAGAACGUGAGCGGGAGAAGGAGCGAGAAAGAGACCGCGAGCGUGAUCGUGACAGAGACAAGAAACGCAGGUCCAGGUCUAGGGACAAGAAGGACCGGGAUCUCGAUGAUAAGGAUAAAGAUAAGGAGAAGGAUAAGGAAAAAGACCGGGAACGUGAUCGUGAUCGCCGGGACAGAGAUGCGCGAGAUCGCAGAAGGAAGAGGUCCUUGACGCCACUUACAUUGCCUAGAGCUCGGCCUUUUGGAAAAGGUGUCAGUCCUUUGGGAUUACGAAAUGAUGAGUUGACUCCAGAAGAACGCGAUGCACGUACAGUGUUCUGUAUGCAGUUGAGCCAACGUAUUAGAGCGCGUGAUCUGGAAGAAUUCUUCUCGAGCGUCGGGAAAGUCCAAGACGUUCGAUUGAUCACGUGUAACAAGACCCGGCGGUUCAAAGGUAUCGCUUAUGUAGAAUUCAAAGAUCCAGAGAGUGUAACUCUGGCUCUCGGGUUGUCUGGUCAAAAGCUUUUGGGAGUUCCCAUUGUCGUACAGCACACACAAGCCGAAAAGAAUCGCAUGGGCAAUUCAAUGCCAAAUCUAAUGCCUAAAGGACAGACCGGGCCUAUGAGACUCUACGUUGGCUCGCUGCAUUUCAAUAUCACCGAAGACAUGCUCCGCGGUAUCUUCGAGCCGUUUGGCAAAAUUGACAACAUCCAGUUGAUCAUGGAUCCCGAAACUGGUCGCAGCAAAGGCUACGGCUUUUUGACAUUUAGAAACUCUGACGACGCCAAAAAAGCACUUGAGCAGCUGAACGGGUUCGAGCUGGCUGGCAGACCGAUGAAAGUUGGUAAUGUCACGGAAAGGACUGACCUCAUGCAAGGAAACUCCCUUCUCGAUACUGAUGAACUUGAUCGCAGUGGCAUUGACCUUGGUGCCACUGGAAGGCUGCAAUUGAUGUUCAAGUUGGCUGAAGGAACCGGGUUAGAGAUACCACCAGCUGCUGCUAAUGCGCUGAAUAUGGCUCCGACGCUUGCUGCUCCUCAGCCGGCUCAGCAACCAGCUCCGCCUAUUGCUACCCAGUGUUUCAUGCUCUCUAAUAUUGAGUCAAAUCCAAAUUGGGCGCGAGAAAUUCGCGACGAUGUAAUAGAAGAGUGUAAUAAACACGGAGGAGUAUUUCAUGUGUACCUGGACCAGGCCUCACCUCAAGGCAACGUCUACGUAAAAUGUCCGUCAAUCGCCACCGCAGUCGCAGCAGUUAAUUCUCUUCACGGGCGAUGGUUCGCCGGACGAGUCAUAACUGCUGCUUACGUGCCUCUCAUAAAUUACCACUCAUUGUUCCCCGACGCAAUGACAGCGGUCCAGUUGCUGACCCCCAGCGCGCCGAGAAGAGGCAUUUAA